AUGUCGUCCCGGCCCGGGCGCGACGAGCCGAGGGCAGGCGGUGCACGGAGGCCGCGAGAGCCGCACGAGCAGGAGCUGCAGAGGCGCCGGGAGCAGAAGCGGCGGCGGCACGACGCGCAGCAGCUGCAGGAGCUCAAGCACCUUGAGUCCUUUUAUGAAAAACCUCCUCCUGGGCUCAUCAAGGAAGAUGAGACAAAGCCCGAAGACUGUAUUCCAGAUAUGCCGGGCAAUGAACAUGCCCGGGAAUUUCUGGCUCAUGCGCCAACUAAAGGACUUUGGAUGCCCCUGGGGAAAGAAGUCAAAGUCAUGCAGUGUUGGCGUUGCAAACGGUAUGGUCACCGAACAGGCGACAAAGAAUGUCCUUUCUUUAUCAAAGGCAACCAAAAGUUAGAACAGUUCAGAGUAGCACAUGAAGAUCCCAUGUAUGACAUCAUACGGGAAAAUAAAAGACAUGAAAAGGAUGUAAGGAUACAGCAGCUAAAACAGUUGCUGGAGGAUUCGACCUCAGAUGAAGAAGGGAGCAGCUCCAGUUCCUCAGACUGUCAGGAGAAACACAGGAAAAAGAAGAAGAAAGAAAAACAUAAGAAAAGGAAGAAGGAAAAGAAAAAGAAGAAGAAACGGAAGCACAAGUCUCCCAAGUCCAAUGAGAGUUCAGACUCUGAGUGACGAGACCUUGACGCGUCCCACCUUCUCUUGGCAAAAGCCAAAGAACAGUGGGAGCCACUGCCCAAGGCGACAGGACACAGAGAGAGGAGGGUCUCGGUGUCACAGCUGCCUCGAUGCAUGCAGGAUAGCCUGUUCGGUGUCCUUCCCCCUGUUGGUCAUCCGAGUGUGCCAUUCCUGUAGCACAGCCUGCAAGGUGCAGGACUAAAGCAUUAAACGAAGCUCUUCUGAGCUCUGGGACAACUUUUGCCCUCCAUAGUGGGGUGACGUGAGUCCCAUGGACUUCAUCAUUGACCCUUCUCCGUUGAGGAUAAUUAAAGUUCAUGACAUAUUUUUUAAA
Molecule: messenger RNA, 1003 nt
Organism: Ochotona curzoniae (black-lipped pika)
Lineage: Eukaryota; Metazoa; Chordata; Mammalia; Lagomorpha; Ochotonidae
Gene: RP9
Product: RP9 pre-mRNA splicing factor
Exons: 6
Coding region: 1-666 (221 amino acids)
Biological process (GO): RNA splicing
Source: RefSeq, a predicted model, not a curated record